CUAGUAUUAACAUCAGAAGCUCAGCGAGAAAGUUGGGGAUCAUUCAUGCAUGGUAGCUUCAUAAUCAGCAGACAUCACACCCUUACCCAUUAUUCAAACGAAAUUGUGGUGGCUGUUCGUCAAAUCUGUUUUUGUCACCAAUCUUUCUUCACCGUACCUUUUGUACGUCCUUCAGAACUUCCACAUAAAUAUCCCUCACCAUGGGGAGCAACAUUACCCUGGAGCCAGAGGGCUCUGAGUACGACUACAUUAUUUGUGGUGGCGGUACAUCAGGCUCAGUUCUCGCGGCACGGCUUGCGGAAGACCCAAACAACUCAGUGCUGGUCAUUGAAGCUGGGCAGCAUAAUUCUCUUCUUGAGAAUACUGUCAUGGCUGGCGGAUGGAAGAACAAUUUCGACACAGAAGCGGAUUGGAAUAUUGUCACAGAGCCCAAUCCAGGAGCCAAUGGGAGACAAGUGAAAGCCAGCCGCGGGAAGUUCCUUGGAGGUUCAAGUGGUUGUAAUGGCACAUUGUGCAUCCGAGGGACCAAACAGGAUUAUGAUGAUUGGAAUGUCCCGGGAUGGAGUGGGGAGGAGGUUUUUGGGUACAUGAAGAAGGCGGAGAAUUUUCAUGGAAAGAAAUGGUUUAAAGCCAACGAAGCUGCUCAUGGACAUGAUGGUCUGCUCGACAUUGAGCCUCACGACCUGGCCCCUAUCUCGAACUUGAUUCUCGAAUCCAUGGAAUCUCAAGGUUUAGCUUUUCAAGAUGACAUAUGUACAACAGGAGCCAUUCAUGGUUCUGGUUGCGGUCACGCGCCUCGAACUGUUUACAAAGGAGAUCGAACCACAGCUGCCAAUUACUUACUGAACAAGGGACCAAACUUGGCAAUUAAGACCGAAACGACUGUCGACAAGGUCAUUCUUGAAGGUUCUGGCGACAACCUCAAAGCAACCGCUGUGAAAAUCAUUGAGAAAGACGGAAAGGAGCGAGAAAUCAAGGCCAGAAAAGAAAUUAUCGUUAGCAGUGGGGCAUAUUGCUCACCCACAAUUUUGCUUCGUUCUGGGAUUGGACCUAAGUCGGAGCUUGCAGCUCACGGUAUCGAAUGCAAAGUCGACCUACCUGGAGUAGGCAAGAAUCUUAUGGACCAUCUUAUCGUCUUCAUCUUCUACUCAACCACCAAGCCAAACUUAACAAAUGACUAUCUCCUCUACAAGCCCAACGCCCUUGGUGAAGCUUACCGCCAGUGGAAAGAAGAAAAGCGUGGUCCGCUCUCCACAUUCCCAUUCGGAGCCUUUGGUUUCGCUCGUCUGGAUGACCGUCUCGCCUCUGACCCUGUCUGGAAGAAUGCCUCAAGAAAGGAAGGCCGUGAUCCAAUGGGUCUCACCUCCUCACAACCAAACGUCGAAUUCUUCAGCACGGAAUGCUACGGCGGCCCCAAACAGUACAUUGAUUACCCCGAUGGAGAGAACUCCCACGCUUUUUCUCUCGUCGCAGAGCUCUUUGCUCCAAAAUCUAGAGGAGAAGUUACGUUGAAAUCAGCUGAUCCAAAGGAUAAUCCCGUUGUCAACCAUAACUAUCUGUCCGAGGAAUUAGACGUUGUGGUCCUGAGCGAGGCGUGUAGAUACGCCAAUGAGAUUAUCACCUUGGGAAAGGGAACCAAGGAUAUCGUCGGGGGAAGCUGGCCGAAGACUUUGACGCAUCAUAAGCAUACGAAGAGAGAGGACUGGGCUCCCUUUGUCAGAGAUAAUGCCACGACUUGCUAUCACCCGGGCGGAACCUGCAAAAUGGGGUCAUCAUCAGACCCAUUGUCCGUGCUAGACUCCGAGCUUCGAGUCCGUGGCGUGCAAGGUCUGCGAGUAGCGGAUACUUCUGUGAUGCCGCUGUUGAAUCAAGGCCAUACCCAGAUGCCUGCUUAUGCUAUUGGUGAAAAAGCGGCGGAUUUGAUCAAGGGACAGUUCUUGGAAUUGAAUCCUAAGGGGAAUAUGGUGGCAGAGGUAACGUUGAAGGACGUCAAAGAUUUGGGCAAUGGGAGCUUGAAUGGAAAUGGAACUCUUGUCUUGAAUUAGGAGCGAGAAGAUGGUAGGCUUGCUGGAGUAUUAUGAGAUCGAGGUGAUCGUGGUCUUGUUUGAUCUUUGAGGAUGAAUCAAUGUCCGGUUUCGAGGGUCUCAACUCGCAACACCUGGGACAUUUUCAUUCAAACUGAUGUGAACCGAGCUCUGACAGGCGAAAAGCAACAUGGUGCAAUAUUCAGCUUACACCCUCGAAUGACGUUUGCCAAAAUUGACGGAGAGCUAGUUGAUGCCCGAAAUCGUACAUUAUCUACUUGGUAUC
Molecule: messenger RNA, 2310 nt
Organism: Mollisia scopiformis
Lineage: Eukaryota; Fungi; Ascomycota; Leotiomycetes; Helotiales; Mollisiaceae
Product: alcohol oxidase
Exons: 7
Coding region: 201-2045 (614 amino acids)
Molecular function (GO): flavin adenine dinucleotide binding; oxidoreductase activity, acting on CH-OH group of donors
Source: RefSeq, a predicted model, not a curated record